AUGCAAGAUCACCUACCCCCAGGGAUCGCGAUGGUGAAAUGUGAAAACCUGGAAGAGUGGCAGAUGGACAUCAAGGUCCUGGACCAAAACCCACUCUACCAAGACCAGACCUACCGCCUCAAGUUCACUUUCAGCAACAAAUACCCCAUCGAGCCCCCCGAGGUCCAAUUCAUUCAAUGCGCCGAAUCAACCGGCACACCCCGAUCGAUCCCCAUCCACCCCCACAUCUACAGCAACGGCAUCAUCUGUCUUGACCUGCUAGGCUCGUCUGGCUGGUCUCCCGUCCAGAACGUCGAAAGCAUCUGCAUGAGUUUGCAAAGUAUGCUGACAGCCAAUACCCGGGAUGAGCGACCUGCCGGCGAUCAGGAAUUCGUCGCCACCAACCGUCGUCGCAUCCGUGAUAUCAACUUUGUCUAUGAAGACGACAAUGUAUAA
Messenger RNA from Penicillium salamii, 435 nucleotides. Lineage: Eukaryota; Fungi; Ascomycota; Eurotiomycetes; Eurotiales; Aspergillaceae. The record is from the annotation of a GenBank genome assembly.